GGAGGAGGAGGAGGAGGAGGAGGAGGUGACUGGAGACCGGCUGUCCCAGGACGGAGGCCCCAGCAGCUCUGGCUUGGCAGGGGGGACCAUGUCGUGGAUCCGGGAAGGAGAGCUGUCUCUCAUCGAGCGACUCUGUGCCAACAUCAUAAAGGCGGGCCCAAUGCCCAAGCACAUCGCCUUCAUCAUGGACGGGAACCGCCGCUACGCCCAGAAGUGUCAAGUGGAGAGGCAGCAGGGCCACUCCCAAGGCUUCGACAAGCUGGCUGAGACUCUGCGCUGGUGCCUGAACCUGGGAGUCCGUGAGGUGACGGUGUACGCCUUCAGCAUCGAGAACUUCAAACGCACCAAGGACGAGGUGGACGGGCUGAUGGAUCUGGCCCGCCAGAAGUUCACCCGCCUGAUGGAGGAACAGGAGAAGCUGCGGAAACACGGCGUGUGCAUCCGGGUCCUGGGCGACCUGCACCUGCUGCCUCGGGACCUGCAGGAACUCAUCGCCCGAGCCGUGCGGGCCACUCGCAGCUACAACAAGUGCUUCCUAAACGUGUGCUUCGCCUACACAUCCCGCCACGAGAUCAGCAACGCCGUGCGCGAGAUGGCCUGGGGGGUUGAACAAGGCCUCCUGAAGCCCAGUGACGUGUCGGAAGGACUCAUCGACCGCUGUCUUUACACAAACCACUCCCCCAAUCCAGACAUCCUGAUCCGUACCUCUGGAGAAGUGCGGCUCAGCGACUUCCUGCUCUGGCAGACCUCCCACUCGUGCCUGGUGUUCCAGCCCGUCCUGUGGCCUGAGUACACUUUCUGGAACCUGUGUGAGGCCAUACUCCAGUUCCAGGUGAACCACGGGGUGCUGCAGAGGGCCCGGGACGCCUACGAGGACGAGAGGAAGAGGCGGCAGCUGGAGAGUGACCAAGCGGCCGUGACGGAACAGCUGCUCCGGGAGGGGGCCGCGGCCGCCGGGGACCCCCGGCGACGGCGGCGGGCGCUGUUGAACCGGCUCACGGCCGCGCGGGAGGAGCGGGUCCAGGCUUUCCUGCAGGCCCUGGAGCUCAAGAGGGAGGACCUGCUGGCCAGCCUGGGCGCCGCCUCGGCCUGAGCGGGCUCGCUCUUGGGGUUCCCGGUGUGGCCAACGACCGGUGGAGGCCAAGGAGGAAACUGUCUUGGCUCGUCUGGGGAACACGGACGCGGGGCAGCCACCCAGCUGCCUCUCCCGGCCCGUCCUUUUCCCCUCCCCGCUUCAGGGGAUCUUGUAAAGGGGCGGGGGGGACAUCUUGCCUUUCCAGCAGGGCCUCCUGGCCCCGGGAGGCACGGGGCUUUGAGCCUGGAGCAGCUGAAGGAGGGCAAGCCCAUCAUCAAUCCCCACCGUUUCGGCCUGCCCGAACCGCCAAGUGAUCAUGAUCCCUUUAAUCCACUGCCAUCUUAGCCCACCCGUGGAUUUUCUUUUUCCCUCUCCUUUCCUCAGGGCUCCACACCAACCCGGGGCCGAAAGGGUAAGGGAAGGUUGUGGGGAGGGGCCGGUCGUGACCCAGGGGCAGCCCUGGCUCCCUAAAUAUAUCUGUGUCCACACUGCCGACAGGGGAGGGGUGUGCAGGAGAGGGCACCCUGAAGUCUUCCACGACCUCGGGGCUAGGCUGGGGCUAGUGUUAGGUGAGUACAGCACCCUUGCCCCCACCCCCCCGACUGCUGAGGUGAUUUAACAGGUCGGUAAGGUGAAGCAACCACAGGACUCCGCCUCGUGUUGCAUCCCAACUUCCUUUCCCCUUCCUUCCCCUGCCCCCCCCAAAACCACCAUCCUGCUGUCUCCACCCAGUUCUUUCUGCUGGACCAUCCCAGAUGCGGGGUGCCCAGAACGGUCAACUGCGUUCUGGCCCUGUGUUUGGGGCAAGUGUGGCAGCCCCUCUUUCCCAGCCCUCUGCACCCCCCCGAACCAGCACCUGGUUUGAAGAGGGCAGAUGCUGGUGACCCCCAGGUUUCCGUGGGGGAUGUUGACUGACUUGAUAAGAGAGGGACGAGGCUGGAGGCGGGAGUGUUGUAAUGCAGGCCUAAGAGUUAGGGGCUCGGCCAGCGACGAACAGGCCAGAUUUUAGGAGUGGGGUGUGGCGGGGGCCCGGCACGCCAGGCUUUUAGGGCAGAGUCGCUCCAGUUGGGUAGAAAGGUGGUGACGGAUGGUGUGGCACCUUGUCGUUUCUGCCUGCACCCUGGGGUUCUGGCAAAGGUGUGUUUGGUGGAGUAGAGUGGUGCCACCCCCCCAUGGCGUUGUAAGUAGCAGAGAUCUGGCAGAGCCGUGGAGGGAGGGGCUGCGGUCUUGCCACCCUCUUGGAUUCGACUGACAUUUGCCCCUCGGCCGCAGGGACCACCCCGUCCCCUAAGGGGACCCCACAGAUCACUUGAAGCAGCCUGAGCUGGGCCUCCCCCCACGCCCGCUGUUGGGAGGGUUUUAAUUCCCUCCUCGUGCGCGCUUGGGGCCUCGGCUAUUAAAAAGUGGAGUCUC
Molecule: messenger RNA, 2488 nt
Organism: Tachyglossus aculeatus (Australian echidna)
Lineage: Eukaryota; Metazoa; Chordata; Mammalia; Monotremata; Tachyglossidae
Gene: DHDDS
Product: dehydrodolichyl diphosphate synthase subunit
Exons: 9
Coding region: 89-1093 (334 amino acids)
Biological process (GO): polyprenol biosynthetic process
Cellular component (GO): dehydrodolichyl diphosphate synthase complex; endoplasmic reticulum
Molecular function (GO): ditrans,polycis-polyprenyl diphosphate synthase [(2E,6E)-farnesyl diphosphate specific] activity
Source: RefSeq, a predicted model, not a curated record